CAAACAGAAAAUGUAAAGCGUUGGAGAGAUGUUUUACUCUAACAGUGUCAUUUGACUGUUAGGUAAAUGGCAAAUCAGAGUCAUCAGACAUUCUUUGCGUCCUCACCUAUGGAGAAUUUCAUCAAUCACCAUCGCAUCAUCAUCACUUCUCAUGGAUUUCACAGAUACCGGAAUCUACCGCUCGGAUUCUGCUGCCUCCGAUCAAGACCAUGACCUCCGACAAUGUAAUAAUCACUAUUCGUUAGACUCUGACUUUCUCCGUCUCCGAAGUCAGAUAUUCGAAGGGAGUUAUCGGAGAACUGAUUUGAUUAGAGUGAACCUUGAGCUUUCCCACGAGAGAGAUGCACUUAGGCGAAGAAAUCGUGAGCUUGAAGCUGGAAUUUUGGAGGCAGAGAUGAUUAGAAAGGAAAUGAAGAGAGAUAUGGAAGUUUCUAAAGAAAGAGUAGGUGAAUCGGAUGGAGAGACGAAGGAGAAAUCCAAAUUACUAUCGGAUAUUUCGGAUUCCGUACGAUCUAUGGAAGACCGCUUGUCGAAAUCGAUCCGCUGUUUAAACGAAGAGGAAGAGGAAAGAGGGGGGAAACUGGAAAGAGAGGAAUAUAAUUUCAUGUCAAUAUUGGAGUUAGUCAAGGAGGUUGAAACGAAGUUAAAGACGUUCAUGGAAUCAAUGGAGAAGAAGAAGCUAGCGCUAAGUAGAAGUGUGGAGCUCUUGGAAGAGGAGAACAGAGAUAUCAGUAUCUUGUUAAGGGCUGCUUUGUCUGAGAAACAAACUGCAGAGAAGCAAUUGAAAGAGAUGAAUGAGCAGAAGGGAUCGGCUUUGCUGCAAAUCGCAGGACGAGGAUUGCAGAGAAUAGGUUUUGGUUUCGGGUUCGGGGAUUCUGUAGAGGAGAGCUCAGAAGCGGGAAAUCUCGCCAAGGACAAGGAAAGAGAAGAAGAGAAUGGUGUGGUUAUAGCAAUAGAGAACACUAUGAAGAAGCUACGGCAAGAGGUUUCUCAGCUGAAGAUAUCUUUGGAGGAAUCAAGGUUAGAAGAAGAGCGAUUGAAGAAAUUUACAGAGGAACAAGCUCAGAAAAUAGCAGAGAACACGGUGUAUAUCGACAAUCUGCAAAAUCAAGAGAUGUUUCUUGCUCAAAACGUGGAAGAGCUAGUGAAAGUAAUAAGAGAAGCUGAAUCAGAAGUAAGUAGAUGGAGAGAAGCUUGUGAGCUAGAAGUUGAAGCAGGGCAGCGCGAAGUGGAAGUACGCGAUCAACUCAUAGCGGUUUUAAAGACAGAGGUAGAGAAGCUGAGAUCAGCCUUGACCAUAUCAGAGGGAAAACUAAAAUUGAAAGAAGAAUUGGCUAAAGCCGCAAUGGUAGCAGAAGAAGCAGCUGAGAAAUCUCUGCGGUUGUCCGAGAGAAGAAUAGCUCAACUUCUCAGCCGCAUUGAAAAUCUCUACCGCCAAUUGGAAGAAGCAGAGUCUACAGAACGCAGACGCGGAAAGUUUAGGUAUGUUUGGUGUUGGCCGAUGUGGCGCUUGCCUACUGCUGCUUCUGCUGCUGCGACCGCUAGUGGUGGUUCUUCAUAUACAAGCAACAGAGAAUUGUUACGAUAUGAUGCGUGAUGAUCUAGUACUGUUGGCAGUUAGCACAAUAGUUGUAUAGACUAAAUAUUUACUUGUAUUAAAAAUCGUUACUAUUGUGCGGAAAAUAAAGUCCCACUUCCUCAUAAUGUAACCAAGAUUUAGCAUCCUAUCGAUAGGUAAAGUUGAGAAUUUUACA
Molecule: messenger RNA, 1754 nt
Organism: Arabidopsis lyrata subsp. lyrata
Lineage: Eukaryota; Viridiplantae; Streptophyta; Magnoliopsida; Brassicales; Brassicaceae
Exons: 5
Coding region: 152-1597 (481 amino acids)
Source: RefSeq, a predicted model, not a curated record